Messenger RNA from Nasonia vitripennis (jewel wasp), 6350 nucleotides. RefSeq names its product DNA polymerase zeta catalytic subunit (gene DNApol-zeta). Lineage: Eukaryota; Metazoa; Arthropoda; Insecta; Hymenoptera; Pteromalidae. Bases 122 to 6142 code for a protein of 2006 amino acids. Gene Ontology annotation, cellular component: zeta DNA polymerase complex; nucleus. Gene Ontology annotation, biological process: error-prone translesion synthesis; double-strand break repair via homologous recombination. Gene Ontology annotation, molecular function: DNA-directed DNA polymerase activity; nucleotide binding; DNA binding. The transcript is spliced from 18 exons. The record is from RefSeq and is a predicted model, not a curated record.
GGAACAAUUGUUGCGCGGGCAAUGCGGACCGUGUUCGCGUGUGCGGUACGUGCCGCUCGUGUUUACAUAUUUUUGUUGCAGUUUAUUUUGCAAUAUAAAUCACGAUUUAAACAAUUUGAAAAUGUAUUCGGUUAGGCUGAUUUGCGCCGAUAGUUAUCAAGCUACACCGAUUCCAGAGGUCGAUCCAACCUUCUCACAAUUUCGGGGUAGCGACAUCAAACAGGUUCCUGUUUUACGAAUUUUUGGAACCACACAAAAUGGUGAAAAAGUUUGCUUGCACAUUCACGGAGUCUUUCCUUACUUGUACGUGCCUUACUCAGGUCAAAUCAAAGCAGAUAUUUUAGCAUAUCGUCUUGCUGCUGCAUUAGAUACAGCUAUCAAUAUAUCAUUAGGUUCGGCUAAAGCAAACACUCAACAUGUUUACAAAGUUCAUCAAGUUUCUGGAAUACCUUUUUAUGGGUACCACAGGAAGAAUCACCAUUUCUUCAAGAUUUAUUUCUACAAUCCUGCCAUGAUAAAACGAGCCACAGAUUUAUUACAGAAUGGAUGUAUUCUGGAUCAAGUAUUUCAACCACACGAAGCUCACAUACCAUUUACAAUGCAAUUCAUGAUUGACUAUAACAUAUAUGGCAUGAGCAUGAUAAAUUUAAGGAAUGUUAAACAUCGUCACAGUGCCACAGUUUCUCAAACUGAAGAGAAAUUAUCCAAUAAUUCAAACAAUCUUUCUGAUUUCGAGUCAGAAGUUAAAGAAUAUUUGCCUUAUUCAGUCAAAAAGCAAAGUGUUUGUAAAUUGGAAAUAGAUGCUUGGGCUUCUGAUAUUCUGAAUCGAGAAGUUAUAGACAAAGGAAUGGAUCUAAAUCCAGGCAUUGAUGCAAUUUGGGAAGAAGAAAAAGCUAGAAGGGCUCAAGCUGGUUUGGUUGGGGAAUCUCAAUUAACACAUCCUAGUAGCCCUGAGAGGUCUCAAGCAGCACGUAUUUUAACAGAUAAUGAUAUUUAUCACCAAAAACGUUUAGCUCAGCGUUUAUGUGUGAUUGAAUCACAGGGUGAUGAAAGUUCAUUGUCACCUAAUUCACAAAAUUCUUCGUAUCCUUUACCUGUACCAGAUGAUAGUAAUUUAUUAAAUGCUUCACGGUUAGAAAUACAUGCUGGGCCCCUAGGUACAAGUGCUAUCCAACAAAGUAUUAAUCAAUCAGAUUCAGAUUUGAAUAAUGAGUCCAUCAUGCUAUCUUGGCAAUCUCAAGCAUCAUUCAGCGAUAUAUCUUUGAACAGCAGUGACCUUGAAGUUGUGGAUUUAUUAGCAAAUUUAGCCAAAGAUCAAGAAGAUAUUCCUAGUUCGAUUGAUUCAAAUAGUAUUCUGGGAUCACAAAAAUCGCAACGAAAUUUGGAAGACCUUGGUGUUGAACAAGACAACCCUGCUGAUGUAGAAGAUGAGGGAGAAGAAGUGACAGAUUUAAAUCUCACAAAUUUAGAGUUGGAUCUUCUGAAUUUCAGUUCGUGGGAAACUAAUGUAGAUAAAUCACAACCGCCAAGUAAAACUAAUGAAUCCCAAAUUGAGCUUGUUCUCGAGUCUCUGAAUCCUCAUACACCGUCACGUACCGAUAAUAUUCCACAGCUCGAUGGUCCUAUAGACGAUGAAAACGCUCGGACGAGCGCUGAGGAUCCAGAUAUGACCAUAGAAAGACGAGAAUUCGUCAUCUGCGAGUAUAGACAAGGAAGAGGUGGUAGACGUUCAACCGCAGUGACGCCUGGUAAAAGAAAACGCGUUUCCAGCAGUGACGAUGACGAUUCUCGUGGAAGUGAAAAGAAAACUAAAACGAAAGAUUCACUACCUAAAACACCCCGUAGAUCGCCGUCGAAACGAAUGAACAAACUAACGAGCCCGAGCUGUCCAAACAGGACUUAUUCACCGUUAAGCUUAGAAAUAUCCUGUGGUCAGAAGACUCCCAAAAGCUCACCACUUAAAUCACCGACCACAAGACCAUUUGAUAGACGAAAAAUGAGAGAAGCUUUUCGGCGCAAACGAAUAUUUUCGCCGGUUAAAGAAUCGAAUCUCGAAGAGGAACACGACGAAGGAACUUCAAAUGCCUCAAAGAAACCAUCAGCUUCUAUUUUUGACGAAAAAUUAAAUUUGCCGAUUCCUUCAAAUAAAUCGCCUUCAAGCGAAUCAGACGAACAACUUACUCCAAUCAUAGAACAAAUACACAAUUCUAAUGAAUCUCCUUCAGAAGCUUUACAUGAUCAAGCAUCGCCUCUUCUUUUAGAGCAACCACAUAUUUCACCACUUGAUUUCGCAUCUAUCAAAGCACCAUCAGAAGCUUCAGAGGAACAAUCUCCCCUCAAAACACCCGUGGAUCAACCGCUCGUUUCUCCAAUUGAUUUGGCAUCUAUCAAAGCACUAUCCGAAACAUCAGAACCAUCAUCUCCUACUAUAGAGCAACGGCGUAUUUCGCCAGUUUUUGGUUCUAUGAAAAAAUCUUCAAAAACUCCUUUGAAGCUAUUUAUCUCCAAUCUGGAACAACAGCACACCUCAUCGUCUGAUUCUAUACCACCUUCUAAUCAGCUGGGCCAAGAAAUAUUCACAUUCGAUAUGAAAACUCCCGAUAGUGACCGUACUUUGGUAGAAGAUUCAGAUGAGUCAUUAGAAACGCUGACACCUUCAUCGCCUGAAAAUCCUGCGAUCAUAAACGAGAGCGACACCAACGAUACAGAGGGCUCUCAGGAAAAGAAGAGCACCCUUUCUUCUUACAAUUUUCCUCACGAUGUACUACACACCGUAGCAGAAAAAGAAGAGGGAUCAUCUCUAGAAUUUCAAGUCUCGUUUACGCAGGUGGAGGAAGUCUCUGAGUUUAUGAUGACUUUUACGCCUACGAGCAUCGAGCACAUCGAGAACAGUUCAAAGUCUCAGAAGAUACCUAAGCCUAAAGAAGAAGAGCUGUCUGAUAGUAGCGAAGAUGAUGAAAACCUGGAUAACAAAGAGGAACCCAAAACUCCACCUGGAUUCGGAAGUUGGCGUAACAUGGAAUUUACUGAUAAUCGCCAGCUGGGAGAAAAUCAAAAGACCUCGGACCAAGGCUGUUCGUCAUCAUCAAAAGGUACCGAGUUUGUAAUGACUUUUAAGCCUCCAAGCUUCGAACACAUCAAGAACAGUGCAAAGUCUCAGGAGAUACCUAAAUCUAAAGAAGAAGAGCUGUCUGAUAGUAGCGAAGAUGAUGAAAACCUGAAUAACAAAGAGGAUCCCAAAACUCCACCUGGAUUCGGAAGUUGGCGUAAAUUCACGGGUAAUGCAGAUACAGUGUUCCAGUUCGAUGAGCACGAAGAAGGCCUUAUAGCGAUUAGACCGUUAUAUUCGCCGCCUAGCAGAGAAAGUGUGGAAUCUUGGUUGAAAGCUAAAGAGAAAAGAGAACAAAAAGAAAAAGAAGAGAAAGAGAAAGUAGAGAAGGAAAUGGAGAAAAGCAGUAUAGCAACGCCGGACGUUUCGCUAAGUUUGUCAAAGAUAUUUCAUCCUGAAGAUUUCUCACAUCACUUGGGUGUAUCUUGUGGACAAAUUGAGUUUAAUUCAAGGUCGAGUGUAGUUGAUAUUGAAGAUGGUAAUCUCGGAAAGGCAAAGGCUUUGACAACGUAUCAAUUUUUGACGGUUCUCUGCUUGGACGUACAUCCCAUCACGAGACCAAAUUUGUUGCCUGAUCCUCGACAAGAUCGAAUUGCGGCUGUCUUCUACGCUAUACACAAUGACGUACCUCCAGACUGGAAUCAAGCAAAACCUCUGGACUGUGGUGUGAUUAUCGUGGAUCCAGAAAAAGUCAACUCCAAAAUAAAAAAGCUUAACGGCGGAACUGAACAAGAACAGUCAUUGAUCUAUGUGGAAAAAGAAGAGGACGUAUUUGAAGAAGUAGUGUCGCUUAUACAACGUUGUGAUCCAGAAAUUUUAAUCGGCUGGGAUAUCGAGUUUCUGUCGUGGGGCUACCUAUUUCAACGAGCAUCUGUUUUCGGAAAAAAUUUGAGCGGAAAAAUUUCCCGCAUUCCAAGCGCUAAAUGCAAUUGGGAAACUAGAGCACACGAUGAGUCUACAACGGAGCUACACUUGGAGACUUUGGUAGAGGUAAAGCUACCUGGGCGGAUCGUUUUGGAUAUCUGGAGAAUAAUGAGGAGUGAAAUCGCUUUAACAGGUUACACGUACGAGAAUGUCAUGUAUAAUGUUAUGAAUGAAAGAAUCCCAAAUCCAAGUUUUGAUACCUUAACAAAGUGGUGGAAUAGUAGCAAUACUCAGUGGAGAGUAAUAGACAACUACAGUAACAAGGUCAUAGGUGUCCACAGACUUCUUCAUCAUUUGGAUAUCAUUAAUCGAACGAGUGAGCAUGCUAGACUAUACGGCAUCCAGUUUUACGAGGUCUUCUCUCGAGGCUCACAGUUUCGAGUCGAGUCGAUGAUGUUGCGUCUAGCCAAACCCAUGAACUACAUAGCUGUUUCACCGUCGGCACAUCAACGGGGCUGUAUGCGAGCACCCGAGUCGUUGCCUCUCAUCAUGGAACCGGAAUCAACAAUGUAUCUCGAUCCCGUUGUCGUACUUGACUUCCAAAGUUUAUAUCCAAGCAUCAUCAUCGCUUACAAUUACUGCUUCUCCACUUGUCUUGGGCGCAUCGAACACAUUGGCUCUCCCCAUCCAUUUGAAUUUGGCGCAACGACUCUUAAAGUACAAAAGAAUCUGGCAAAGAAGCUACAAAAUAAAAUGAAUUUCGCUCCUUGUGGUGUUGCAUUUGUAAAAUCGGAUGUUCGUCGGGGAAUUUUACCUCGUAUGCUUACUGAAAUACUUGAGACCCGAUUAAUGGUGAAGAAGGCCAUAAAGGAUCAUUCAAAGGAAGAUCGCGCUUUGCAAAGAGCUCUGCAUUCGAGGCAGCUUGGACUCAAGUUGAUCGCGAAUGUAACUUAUGGUUACACGGCUGCAAAUUUUAGUGGAAGGAUGCCUUGCAUUGAAGUUGGCGAUAGCGUUGUUAGUAAAGGAAAGGAAACUUUAGAACGAGCCAUAAAAAUGGUAGAAUCGACUCCGGAAUGGGGAGCGCGAGUUGUUUACGGUGAUACCGACUCGUUGUUUAUUUUAUUAAAAGGUAAGACCAGAGAAGAGGCAUUUGCAAUCGGAGCAGAAAUGGCUGAUGCAGUUACAGCAGCGAAUCCAAAGCCGGUGAAACUAAAGUUUGAAAAAGUUAUGCAGCCUUGCAUACUCCAGACAAAGAAAAGGUAUUGUGGAUAUAUGUACGAAAAUUUGAACGACAAACCAGUAUAUUUGGCCAAGGGUAUCGAAACUGUUCGCCGAGACGGCUGCCCUGCUGUAGCCAAGAUCCUUGAAAAAAGUCUAAGGAUACUAUUCGAUACUAACAAUAUGUCGAUGGUUAAACAAUAUGUCACCCGACAGUUGGACAAAGUUCUUAGUGGAAGAGCAUCUAUACAAGAUUUGACAUUUGCUAAGGAGUUUCGCGGUAUGAAAGGAUACAAAGCUGCAGCUUGUGUACCGGCUUUAGAACUUACAAAAAGACUGAUUCAGAAAGAUCCGCGCGCCGUUCCGAGAACAGGUGCCAGAGUGCCUUACAUUAUCGUUGCAGGUGCUCCUAAUGAAGCACUUAUUCGGUGUGUACGAGCGCCGAUGGAAUUGAUUCUGGACCCUGGUUUGAGGCCGAAUGCUACGUAUUAUGUUACGAAAGUUAUCAUUCCACCUCUAAACAGAUGUCUCAAGUUGAUUGGAGUUGACGCUUACACUUGGUACAUGGAAAUGCCACACCGUCAAGCUCUUAAUAGAUUGCAAGGUCCAGCAUUAUUAAAUGCUAAUCGCAAGCAAAAAACGACGAUUUCUCAGUAUUUAUGCAAUGCAACUUGUCCAUCCUGUGGGCAAUCAUGUGAUAGAGGUAUAUGUGCUGAGUGCGUUAAUAAUCAAAGUCAAACACUUGUUGUACUUCAUGAAAAAUGUAGACAAUACGAAAGAAUUUAUUCUAAUAUUAAGAUGCUCUGCGAAUCUUGUAUUGGUGUGAAGGACGCUGAUAGUUGCACUUCUCUCGACUGUCCAAUAUUUUAUCGAAGAAGCCAGGCACAGAGAGACAAUACACAAACUUCAUAUUUAUAUAAUUUAAUGCAGUGCAUGGAACAUUUGAACUGAUCCACUCAUCAACAAGUUAAAGAGAUUCUAGUACAAAAUUGUGAUAUGCAAACACAGAAAAUGCACCUGGAGUUUCAAAUAAUUUAUGCAAUGUACACUAUUGUAAAUACUGUUACUUUAUCAAAACUUAUUUUGUAUAGAUCAUAUUUUUUUACAAAAAUUUGUUAACUGUAUCAUCAAUGAUUCAUCAAAAAUAUAUUUUGUUGUA